This is a messenger RNA of Fonticula alba, 767 nucleotides long. RefSeq lists its product as hypothetical. NCBI's taxonomy places the organism in Eukaryota, Rotosphaerida, Fonticulaceae. The record is from RefSeq and is a predicted model, not a curated record. The coding region runs from base 158 to 484 and encodes 108 amino acids. The transcript has a single exon.
CGGCCGGUAUCUUUCUCUAUUCUGCUCCCUGGCCAAUGGUCUGCAUCUCAUUCGGAUGGGAUGCGCGUAGGCGGCGGGGCUUUUCCUGGGCACACAUGCGCCGGCUGUGAGCGGGUCCCUGCUUGGGGCAGUGGGAUGAUGGCUAUGGUGCGCGCAUAUGGGCGAGCUCCAAGCCGGGCGAGGUGAGAAGGUGGGUCGGUUGCACUGGCUACCACUCUGCCCCGCCGAGGCACAAGACCCCGCGCGAUGUGACGGACAAGCCGGCGGGGAGAAAAGGAGAACCCCCUGCAGAGGCAGGCAACUGCGCGGGUAUUGGUGCGCCAGUCGCGCCCCGCACACGGACCAUCUUGUCCACGGUUCUUCGGGCGCGCGACGACCGUCGGGAAGGCGCACACGUCAAGCGGCACCAGCCCGAGCGCCGGGCACACUUGGCGCGCGCGUGCACGCCGGGGGCAGGCGGGUUCUCUUCGGGGAUCGCCAAUGAGAGGGGCGCUUCCUCGCGCCCGGGGGAGGCUACUCCGCCGAGGGCGGGAGAAGCAAAGGCGCCGCGCUUCCGGCGGCCGUGUGCUGGUGGAGGGUGGCCCUGGCGUGAUGCCGAUGUGCGCCGCCUUCUGCCUCCCUGUCAGAGAACCGCACGUCUUCUGGCCCGUGGGCCCUGAUCGGCCGCGGGGCCGAGCCCAUGAGGCGCGCGGUGCGUCGCCGACCGUGGGAGCAGCAGGAGGCGAGUGCAAGGUCUGGGGGGCGAGCCAAGGAGGGGCAAGAGAAGG